UGGCCUAUAACAUUGUUAAAUAAACUACAAUAGUUUAUUAUUUUAGAAUAGUGAGAAUGAAUUUUAUUUUGUUAAUAUCUCUGCUGUGCUUUGGGUUAUUUCAAGGCAGUGCGGCUUAUUUCACAACAGUCGACGCACACGCUGAAGAAUGUUUUUUCGACAAAGUUACAGGCGGAACUAAAAUGGGGUUGAUGUUUGAGGUUGCCGAAGGAGGGUUCUUGGAUAUUGAUGUUGAGGUUACUGGCCCAGAUGGCAAGCAGAUAUACAAAGGAACAAAAGAGUCCAAUGGAAAAUACACAUGGAAUGCACACAUGGAUGGAACAUACAAGUUUUGCUUCAGCAACAAAAUGUCAACAAUGACACCAAAGAUUGUGAUGUUUAGUAUUGAUAUCGGUGAACCUGCUAAGCCUACUGCUGCUGGAGAAGAGGCAGAUGAACAACAAAAUAAGUUAGAAGGCAUGAUCAAUGAGUUAUCUGUUGCCAUGACUGGUGUGAAACAUGAACAAGAAUACAUGGAAGUCAGAGAGAGAAUACAUAGAUCCAUAAAUGACAGCACCAACUCAAGAGUUGUCUUGUGGGCUUUUUUCGAGUCUCUGAUUCUGGUUGCAAUGACACUUGGACAAGUUUAUUAUCUUAAGAGAUUCUUUGAAGUCAGGCGUGUAAUCUAAAAAGUAAAUUUUAGCAACAUUUUUAUUCAAAACCGUAUUGCAAUAUCCUUGGUGUGGGAGGACUUGGUUACCCGCGACAACACUUUUAGGUCAUUGAAAUUUGCUUGAGUCAAUACCUCCCUUCACUGUAUAAUAGAAAAUAUGAUGCAUUUUAUUUGCAAUUUUGCCAAUAAUAAAAACUUAAGUUAAAAAUAUAACAUUUGCCUUAAAUAAGAGGUGUUGGUACAAUCUGGGCUGAGAUUGUUUGUUUUUCUAAUUCUGUGUCUGCAAUCGUUUUGAGUAUUGUAUUGUGAGUGGAAUAAAAAGGUUUUCAAGAAGA
Ciona intestinalis (vase tunicate) is the source of this 987-nucleotide messenger RNA. RefSeq names its product transmembrane emp24 domain-containing protein 2. The record is from RefSeq and is a predicted model, not a curated record. Lineage: Eukaryota; Metazoa; Chordata; Ascidiacea; Phlebobranchia; Cionidae.